Molecule: messenger RNA, 920 nt
Organism: Hydra vulgaris (swiftwater hydra)
Lineage: Eukaryota; Metazoa; Cnidaria; Hydrozoa; Anthoathecata; Hydridae
Source: RefSeq, a predicted model, not a curated record
AAUAAAUAUUUCAUAUUUGUAUAAAAAAAAAUACUUUUUGAAAAUACAACAAGAGAGUUAAAAACAAAAAUUGAACAAAUAUAUUUGUUACUUUAUUGUGUCCACUUGUUGAGAAUAAUUUUACAUUCACUGUUUUGUUGCUAUGCAAUAAGAAGCAUUACCUUUAUUGUUUGUAUCAACCAAAAUAUUGCCUCUGUUGUUUGCAUCUAAGAAAACAUUAUUUUUUUUUUGUAUCUACUUAGACAUUAUGACAUUAGAAACAAAAAUCACAACAAGUUGCAAAAAAGAAAUUAUUCGGGAUGAUAUAAACGUGGAUUUUUCUGAAACUGCAAAUUCAAGUAUUGUUUGCAAUAAAUUUGCCAGUGAAGUUAUUGUUUUUCAUGUCACUGAUGAAAGUGAACAUAAAAAAAUACUAUUAAUGAGAAAAAAAACACCAAUUAACGAAGAACUAGCCACUGAAGUUGUUUUAGUUGAUAACUCAGAAUAUUCACGAAUUGAACAGCGUAUUAUAAACAGCAAAUUAUUAGCAGAACUGCAUAUUAACAACGCACGAAUUGAACAGCUACCGACAUAUUUAAGCUUAUCUAAAGAGUUUCUGCACGAUGAACCUCCGAAAUAUGAGAUAGUUACAGGAAAACCGCUGAAAACUCAGCUAAUGCAGGAUGGAUAGUGCAUUGUCAUCUCUGUUAGCAGUUAUUGUUGGAACGUUUGAACUGUAAUAAUAAGAGCUUAUAUUUUCCAUCCCUUUCCCAUCCUUAUAAAAGCUAAUCUUUGAUUCAGGGUUGUUUUCUAAAAUUAUGUUUUUGUUUCUUAGAAAAGAUUUAAUUUUAUUUAUGUCAUUAUCAUUGGAUGUAUUAUUUUUAGCAUUAGUUAGAUAAUAAGUUUGUUUCUAUUUUAAAAUGAGAAUUUAAGCAAUAAAG